Paramacrobiotus metropolitanus is the source of this 1324-nucleotide messenger RNA. Its product is annotated as serpin B10-like. The record is from RefSeq and is a predicted model, not a curated record. NCBI's taxonomy places the organism in Eukaryota, Metazoa, Tardigrada, Eutardigrada, Parachela, Macrobiotidae. The coding region runs from base 43 to 900 and encodes 285 amino acids. The transcript is spliced from 3 exons. Gene Ontology annotation, molecular function: serine-type endopeptidase inhibitor activity.
AAUCUGCUCUUAUCACCCUUCUCGGCGGAAAUUGCUCUUGCGAUGGCACAUCAUGGUUCCAACGGUCGAACAAAAAAGGAAAUCUCGCAAGUGUUGGGUCUCCAUGACGACUACAGUACGCUCGAUGUCGCACGUACUCUGCGCCAGAUCCACGUGGAUGAAACCGCGGACAACGGUUACGAUGAGCUUGUGCCCAACGAUAAUCACAAGCUGCAUAUGGCCAACGGUGCAUUCUUUAGCAAAGAUGUCUACCUAAGCAGAAACUACAUAGCAGAAAUGGAGAAGCUUUUCCUGUCCACCAUUCAGGACACUGACUUCGACGACGAGCGCGAUGGUGCCGCGGUCUACUGUAUAAACGAAUUUAUCAAAGCCAACACUAAGAACAUUGUAUACGAUCUGCUGUCGCCGUUGGAUAUGGCCGAGAAUGAUGCCAAGUUCAUUUUGGUUAGUGCUCUGCAUUUAACAGCGCGUUGGCACCAGCAGUUCGACCGGGCCGAGACCAGAGUUAAGCCUUUCACAACGGCGGCCGGUGUCAGCAUUCCGGUGGAUACCAUGCAGGAACGAUUCAUUAAUUACAAGGUCCACAUAAGCAGGGAACUGGAUGGAGCUAUGUUCUUGGAAUUGCCCUUUGAGACCGGAUACUGCAAUGCCGUGUUCAUUCUACCCGGAAAGACAGUGCCUGGGAAGUCAAAACACGCCCCUCGCGCACCGCCCAAUCAAGGUCUGGCCAGUUUCAUCAAUGCUUACCGCAGAGAAGCUCCAGCAUGCGAUGCGGAAGCUGUGCAAGGUGCUGCAUGUGACAGUGCAACUGCCGCGGUUCCAUGUGGAACGGAGCUGGAAUUUGCAGCCCAUGCUAAAACAUUUGGGGAUGCCAACGGCGUUCGACGAGGAGACGGCUGAUUUUUCUGAUAUCUCUCAGCACUCUCAACUUUCCCUGCAAACUGUCAAAAUAAAAGCUUGCAUCCAUCUCGAUGAAGAAGGAGUGGACGCUUCGGUAUCCACCCUCAUCGAGCCGGUCAAUGGAAGGGGUUCGGGAAAGGCCGAAUUUAUUGCAGAUCGCCCCUUCCUGUUUCUUAUGCGUCAUGUGAGCAACAACACAAUUAUGUUCUUUGGAUAUGUGUGCGAUCCCUCUUGGUAAAAUCUACUUUAUUGUGCGCUAACUGUGCGGUGCGGCUGAACACACUGAUACAAGCGCAGCGGUACUGUGGUCGUUUUUCUGGGUCGGCCAAGAUUACCUUUGCCUCCCCUUUGCCUUUUCACUUUGCCUUUUUCAAGUUCACCUUUACCUUUGCCUUUGCCGCCGUCAACACCUUACCGUCCCAUU